Polyodon spathula (Mississippi paddlefish) is the source of this 1203-nucleotide messenger RNA. Its product is annotated as CDGSH iron-sulfur domain-containing protein 3, mitochondrial-like. The record is from RefSeq and is a predicted model, not a curated record. The transcript is spliced from 3 exons. NCBI's taxonomy places the organism in Eukaryota, Metazoa, Chordata, Actinopteri, Acipenseriformes, Polyodontidae. Bases 87 to 467 code for a protein of 126 amino acids. Gene Ontology annotation, molecular function: 2 iron, 2 sulfur cluster binding. Gene Ontology annotation, cellular component: intracellular membrane-bounded organelle.
UUGACUGAGAGAGUCUCUUUGAAGGUUGACCAGUAGUGGUGUUGUUGUAUUAUUAUUAUUUAUUUAUUUCUUUUUAAUAACUAGAAAUGGUUACACGGUUGUUAUACAGAGCCGGAACUGCGGUCUUGAAGAGAAACAGCCCAGCAAGUGUUUUUCUGGUACAAUGUUGCUACAGCAGUUUCACCACACCUUUGCCUGAGCCUAGGAUCGCAGCGAAACACCCUUUCAAAGUGCACCUGGAGGGCGGAAAACGAUAUCCAUGGUGCGCUUGUGGAUACAGCAAAAAACAGCCGUACUGCGAUGGUUCGCACAAGAAGCACGCUCCAGGGCUGUCUCCACUCAGGUUCACACUCGAGGAAGCCAAGACUGUCUGGCUGUGUGGCUGCAAGCAGACUCAGAACCCCCCAUACUGUGAUGGCACACACAAGCAAGCCUUUGUACAGGAAGCAGAGGUCCCAAGCAAUUAAACAUAUAUAUCUAUACAAGUCACAUCCUCUACUGGAACCUGUUAGCAGCAAAUACAUUAACAGCAUCGCUGAGUGCAGGUGUCACACUCAAUGACAAAGCAUUGCAAGCACAGUAGGAUCUAUAAAAACAGAUUAUGUUAAUCCAUGUUUUCUCUGUAUUUGUUUUGUUUCAUUCAGAUUUCAUAACUUGUGCGUGUUUGGUGGCUUCCUGCCAAUCGCGUUGAAAGUGUAUGGAAUCUCACGAAAGCGAAUUAGAGUGGUGCCAAACUUUUGUAAAAUUUAUCUCUGUUUUGAUCAGAAGUUAUUGGCAAACAUUUUCAGCUUAACCAUUUUUCUUUCAUUGUGUGAAUGUAUUGCUGGUAACAGCGGUUUGGUAAAAUACAAAAAAAAAAAAAAAAACAUAAAGCCAAUAUUUAAAUAAAACACAAGGUUGUUCCCUAUUGGUGCUUCCCAUUGUUAAGACAUUUUUGGCAUCCUUGUUAAUAUUGUUUGCCUCUCAUCUCUCAGGUGUGAAAAGUCUUUCAAAUUGAAUAUCCAAGUUGGCAUAAUCUAUUACUGCCAGCGUAUGACGUGACUUGUUCUUUAAAAUAAAUAUAUCUAUUAGCUAAAAAAAAUAAACAGGCUGGGGGAAUGUUUGUUUUUUGUAAUAUUUCCUUUCAGGAUUUUACAGAUUUGAAGCACAGAACAAAAGAAAAACCCACAAUGAUGUUUUUAUUUUAGGUAUACAAAAAAAAAA